Molecule: messenger RNA, 2730 nt
Organism: Pocillopora damicornis (cauliflower coral)
Lineage: Eukaryota; Metazoa; Cnidaria; Anthozoa; Scleractinia; Pocilloporidae
Biological process (GO): regulation of cytosolic calcium ion concentration; calcium ion transmembrane transport
Cellular component (GO): plasma membrane; cation channel complex
Molecular function (GO): inositol 1,4,5 trisphosphate binding; store-operated calcium channel activity; protein binding
Source: RefSeq, a predicted model, not a curated record
CACUUGGGAAGGAGGCCAAAAAGGUGGUCGUGCUCUUUCUUAAUUACUCGUUACGCAAGGUUAUGGCUGACACCGAAAGACCACCGCCCUUAGUAGAGGAGAUACAGGGUAUGCAAGUUAACAUCUUUCCCGUCGGUAUCGGGGAGAACGCCAAAUUAUCAGAGUUAAAUAAGAUGGCAAGUAAAGGUAGCACAGCACGCCACUUUGGAGAAUACGAGUCACCCGAGACGUUGGGGACCGCUGUCAUACAAGGUAUCGAGGGAAAGAACAUCUAUGAGAAAUACAAGGAUUACUUUACGACUCCUUAUUUCGUCUUUUUCCGCGACACGCUGAGUUAUCUCAUCCUCCUCGUUCUUCACUUCGCCAUUUGCCUGUCCCCUUCAACAAUUGCCUUCAGUCGACUAGAAUGGGCCAUUUUAGUUUUCUUCCUGGGACGCGUUUUGAUGGAGGUGGAUCAGUUUAUUAGUCCUAAAAAGGCUGAAAUGAAAGCAUGUAAGCUGUGUAGGAGGAGGAAAAGAGAUGGCUCCAGCUACCAAGAAUGCUCACAAGAGGGUCAACAAGAGACAAAUGAGGCAGAAGAAGACAAUAUCCUGCGAAAGAAGCUUAGUAAUUAUUUCAGUGACCGUUGGAAUGUGCUUGACUUCAUCAUUCUUGUUUUCUACCUGAUUACCUUCAUACUACGCAUAAUUACAUGGAGGAACUCCACGGACGUGUCAGACAACAGACUCUUGGCUGUGUCAGAGUAUUUCUAUGGAUUUAUCGCCAUGUUUCUCACACUGAGAGCCUUUGGUCAAGUCAUAGAGGGCGUGCGGGGAGUGGGUGCAAUACAAAUCGCUUUGUUCUUUGUUAUCUGGGAUGUAAUGGCGAUAUUUUGGCAGUUUUUGGCAAUUAUUCUGGCAUUUUCUCUGGCUAUGACCAAGAUAUAUGUUGCUGAGAAGGCCUCUACCUUAGGAAAAGAUUCCGCGGAGGAUUUGGCAUGCAGUGAUUCCGGGCUAAUUUGUUGGUGGAACAUAGCGACACACCUUAGUUGGUCUUUACUGGGUUUAGCUGACCUGGAUAGGUUGAAUUCCGUCGACAAUCCUUCCGUUUCCCUUGUUCAUGUGCUGUACGGCUUCUUCUUAAUCCUGGCAGUUGUUCUUCUCGUGAACAUGAUGAUUGCGUUGCUCUCCAAUACCUAUCAGCAGGUUCAGGAUAAUUCACUGCAGGAGUGGUCUUUCAAGAGAGCCAUUACUGUAAGAACUUACAGCACCUAUCACCCGAUACCAGUGCCCUUCAACCUUUUGUCUGUCCCCCUGAUAAUACUCUGGAACCUAUGUUGGCGCGACACUCCUGCUUCGCGCGAGGGCGGACGGAGAGUAGCUCUGAAUAAAGUGGUGAAGAAACUAGAAAGGAUGUACUUCGGGAAAUACGGUUAUGAAUUUCCCCUCACAGAGGGGAAAAAGAUGGAUUACUUGGUGCAAGAAAAUGAGGGAGGACGAAAAUUGGCCAAUCAGAUAGUUCGGCAAGUAUUCCGACCGCGUGGAAACAAGGAGGAAAAACUUGCGUCUGGUCACAGAGCGUGGUAUGAUUCGCCGGGAAUUGCUGUCGAUGGCUGUCUCCUAACUUACGUGGGACCAGAUGUCUGCGGCAUAUGCAAAAGUGGAAAUCGUAAGAACAUUCACAGUGCCAAGUUCAAGUCUCCCUUUACACCAGAGACACCAAGAUUCGAGGUACUUAUUCAGGAGACUGGAGAGAGACGUAUUGCGGCACUGGGUGCUGUGCAUGAGUCGUACGACUGUCACAAAAUGCCUGGCUGGGAUAGUGGAACAGUCGGUUACCACGUAGACGAUGGUAAAAUAUUUGAAACCGGCUUCCAUGAGCUGGGAAGAGAAGUCGAAGGAGCCAUGGCUUACCGCGGUGAUCUCAUCGCUUGUGAAGUUGAUUUUAGUGGAGUCCCCGAGGGAAAAGUCUCUGUGUUGUUCUCCUUGAACGGUAGAAAAGUAGCGCGUUCUUCAGUGGAGUAUACAGAGGGAAAUAAACUAUUUCCCUUCGUUUCAUUGGGAUUUGAAGGCAUUACAGUGCUCACCAAGAUGUGCCAUCGUGACAGAGACCGUUUUAGUAGAGUAACAAACGAAGACAUUCAGGAGGAAAUUGGAGAUCUGCGACGUGAUUUUCAGAAUCAACUUACCGAGCAAAGGAGGAUGUUGUCAGAAAUGAGAGAUUUAGUACUGCGUUUGAAGGAAGUAAAGGAUAAAGAUGAACAAGAAGAAGAUACUAAGAGGCUGGCGGGUGACUUCAGUUAAAUCCACAAGUUAUAUCUUACGCGCAGUUUGAUGGAUCGGAUCAAUGGAUGGAUGAAAAUAAAGAAGAUUUUCAUUACCUUAGUAGUCGUUCAAGAACAUUCAUUUAGUUUAAACGCAAUGUAAAUCGUAUGCAAUAACUCUUUUUGAUGAGUGAAAAAGAUUCAAACUGUAUUUCUAUAGCUGUAAUAUUUCUUGUUGAAUUAAAAUUGUAGUCUGCUUACUUACAAAGAUUGUAGGAGUUAUGAAAACCAUUCAUUACCAUCUAUAAGUUACGUUUGCUUAAUCAUAUAGCUCCUAGUCAUUAACCAUAGUCUCCCCUUCAACUGUUAUAUAUGUUCCUGCAAAUUAUUUGGGAGAAUGUAGAGUUAAAUCAAGGUAUCACUUUGCUUGUGAGUUAAUCUGUUAUCUGUUUGCUGAGGAACAAAUAAAUAUUAUAGAAAGAAAAGUA